GAAAGAAAGAACUCGCCAACAAGCGGACGAAAAGAACUCGAUCGGCUUAUAAAAGUUCAUCACAAUGAUAUUGGAUAUUGGAUACCUUAUGGUGACCUUGGGAUGCUUUUAUUACCGUAACCUUCGUUAAGGCUCCACAGACGUACGGGUUGAUGUCGUUUGCCCUCCUAAAAAAGGCCUUCGGUAUUGGGAAAGCAAUCGACGACCGGGAGUUUGACGAAUUUCUUAAGGCAGUUGACGUCAAUGAUGUCCAUGUCGGGCAAUUGAGUAAAUUAUUGAGAAAAAAAGCAGUCCGGUUGUUUGUCCUAAAAAAUGAGGACUCAGGUGUCAUAUUUGAUUCUUCAGCGCUAAAGGAUCCUGUGAAAUCCACUCCAACCAUUAAUGUUGGUCGUCAACAGUUGAAUCUUAGUGAUAUGGCGUUUGGGUCUUAUUCAUUGAAUAACAGAAAACCGCUCUUGCAUUCAAUGAAAAUUCAUGAUAUGAGUUCCAUUGGACAGGUUCUGUUUACUCGAGUUUUUCAUGAAUUUGACGAGUGGCGAAAGCUGUAUCCGAAAAGUGAACACAACCAGGGGAUCAAGCAGGAAACGUGUGUUGGAAACCCUGAGUUGUUAAAGAAACAAAACUUAAAAAGUUACAAAACCUUGGCAGUUUGCCUACUCAUCAAUUUGGAGUGGUGUUCACCUACUAGUGGGUCGUGUCCCAACAAAGCAUGUUCACAAAAGCCACAUAGCCGUCGGAAUUUCUAUCAUCUAUUCAACACUGAUGUUUCCCACCACAACCAACUAGUUCCUCAGUCGUCCGCGGAUACUAGCUUAAAAAUAUCGGCUUUUACCGCGAGACGUUUUUACAAUAUGCUCUUUGAACACUGGGUUCAGCUGAGCCUAAUAAUAGAGACAUUGUCGAAUGAAUGUGCAAUAGCCGUAUGCAGCAGUGCUAAGAGCUAUUGGGGCACGCACAAACUUGUUCCAGAGGCACACUGUACAGAAACCAUUGCAAAAGCUUUCAGCAACUUUCUGAAUUAUUUCCGAGAUCUAUGUCUGCCCAAAUUAUAUUUUCCGAUCUGGCCUACGUUAAAUGUCACAUUAUCUACCGAUUUUGAUUCAUUAUCACCCUGCUCUGAUCGAUCACGUGCUGAUUGUGUUGCUUAUUGGCUUAAUAUGGACCCUAGUUAUUCUCAGUCAAUGAUUGUCGAUUCUAACCAAGUCUCCAAAGAUAGUCUACUCGAUGUGUUUGUGAGAUCCUGUCUGGCACCUUUAAUUAUUAAGGGUAAUAGUAAAGAACAUCGUAGCUUUCUUGCUCGUUUGAUUACUGGUAUUCUUAUGUUCCAUACUGGCUGGAUUGAUGGUUCAGGAUCACGUUCAAAUCCGGGGGUCAGUUGUGGGAAUUCAUCAAUAUCUAAUAAACAGAAUGUGCCCGUCAGUUUAUUGGAUCAGUUACUUACACAAACAGGUUUCAAAACCAUAGGAACGGAUUCAGUAUCAUUCGGAAGUAUAUUUAACUGCACUGUAAUUUCUGGCCAGUCUCGUGCUUAUUUAAUGGCACUUCUUCACUUCGCUACGUAUUUCUUGAGAUUCAUGUGCUUGAUUCACACACAGGAAUGCCUCCCAGAACUUGGACCAGCUGAUCUGUUUGAAUUAGAACAACAGAAACGGCGGACUCGUCUAGGUGCUAAAUCACGUCGUAAAUCUGGAUCGGCAACCAGUAGUAACUCAACUGGUCACAGUGGUGAUGCACAUGAUUCUGGUAUCAGUUCCCAGGAAGAUUUGACUUCUGCAUUUUAUUCAGCGAGCACUGGAUCAUCUCCUACACACGUUUCUGGUAUGGCGUUGUGUAUGACGCAUCGACUAACUCGUGACCAAUGUCGAAUGGCUGAAGUAGCUGCUCACUUUAUGGUUACUCGAGAGGCUGCUGCAGCAGCAGCGGCGGCAGCAGCGUCCGGUCCAAUUAAUUCUCAAACUUCUGUUAGCACAACACGUUCAACUGACACGUCAUCGGGAUUAGUAGACGGUAGCAGUGCUGCUAAUAAACCAUGUCCAUCUAAUAACUCACCUCGUUCUUAUCGAUCUCGGUAUACUGAAGUUCCUUUGCUGAUAGAAAAAUUUUUUGAUGGUGAUGAAGAGUUGUGUAGUUGUUUACCGAUUGAAGUUAUUCCGGGCUCAGGUAAUCAUCCUAGUUCCUUGACGUUACCACUAGGAAGGAGCAGCAGUCCAACUUCACCGUGUAAUACGUUAGAUAAUUUUAAAACUCAUUGUUUACCAAUCUAUCCACAGUUUGCAGACCGUUCAUCAAAACAUUUGUGUUCACCGCAGUCACGCGAUCACGAGGUUCCAUUUUCAUCCUUAUCAAGAGUAGGGGAUGGAUCUAAUGUCUUCAAUAUUGAUAAUAUGUCACCAUCGUCAUCGAUUUAUCAUACCGAAGAAGAAAUACCACAUGCUGUCAAUCCAGUUCAUCAUUCUCCAUUGCCAACACUUGCAAAUCAUUCACUAAUCUCUGGUACUGUCACUGAUAUAUACCAUAGUGGUCAUGUGUUACAAGCAACUGUUGAACACCCUGAAAGUUUCAAAUCACGCUUAGAAGAAAAUUUACUUCAGUGGAUUACUUAUGGCCCAGCUAUUAUUAACGAUUUAAAUGACUUAUCAGUCUAUAGUAAUAACUCCAACAAUAAUACUAGACCAGAGGAAUCAUUAUUAUCGUCCACCCAAUUGAAUCCAUCAAUUAAAUCUAGUCUUUCAUAUCCGAAAUCAAGAGAUUGUCAACUGAAACCACUUAAAUGGUCUGCUACAAGUUUAUUGAUUAAUUGCGAUGCUAAGAGUGUCGAGGCCCUAACGCUUAUUCAGUCCAAAUCUACAGAUUCAAUUUCAAGCAAGGAAUCAGAUGAUGCAAAUCUGAAAUUAAGUCAUCAUUGUACUAUUAGCGCUGGAAGUAGUAGUGGUACACACGUUGGUCGAGAUCGUGUAAAAGUGAAGUUGGAUGAGACAGAACCCUUUGAACAACAAUCAGUUCUAACGACACCACAGUGUAAACUUGGGUCAUGUAUUACUCGGCGUAUUAUACCAAUUAAACCUGCUCCUUUGGUAUUUCGUCUUAUCGAACAAAUCCAUAUGGUGUUAGAUGCAACAAACUGUUCACUGAUGACUCUGAAACAUCUGGAGGGUAAUCUGCAAUUGAUUUAUCUUAAAAGUACAAUACUGACAAAUUUGUUAGUUAAAGAAGGCUCAAAUACGCUUCACCGAGUUGAUCGGAUGACCAUUGCUGCAGGUUGCUUGCCAGAAGAUCUACCUUUAUUGCUGUCCAUUGCAUCAUCUUGUUCUGCACAAGUUGCGAAUAUCUUACAUUCUAGUCAUUUCGACUGGUUUAAUUUAGGAUGAUGCACUUCAUAAUAAACUUUUUUUGGAGUAAUUAGUCACAAUUGAUUAUCACUUAUUCAGUUUUCCUUCAGUAUAAAAUAUCAUUAAUCAGGAAUCGUUAAUUUUGUAAUCAUGUUACGGUCAUAUAAUUUGAUUCUCUAUAUUGAAAACAUACUCUAACAUAAAUGACAGACUUUUAGAUGCCCAUCAUUUUUUUUGAUUGAUCAUUUAAUUAUAUCGUGUAAAUUAUUAAGUUCGCAUUACUACUUCUUUUUUUGUUGAUAGCACUCCCUUGUACAAAUCCCUUUUUUCCUUUAAUAAUUCAUUAUUGUGAAUUUGUCUGUUUUUGAUGGAAGAAUGAUGUUUAUAUAUAUGUGUUUGUCUGUGCAUAAUUCAGAUUUUCUACAGAAAUUUUCAAAAAUCGAUUAUUAUCAUUAUUAUUAUUAUUAAAAAUCCUUUACUUGAAAACUCCAGAAAUUACGAACAAUUUGUUGGGAAAUUUCACUGUAAUAAAUGUUUUGUGAAGCGGGACACGGAAAAUCAAGAUUCUCCGAUAUAAAACAGCAUGCAACAAUCGGAUCACACUUGACGGAGAAGAUUUGAAAGAUGCGAAAACCUUUACAUAUCGGGGCAGCAUCAUUAGUGAAUGCGGUGGACCUGAUGCAGAUGUGAAGGCGCGGAUCGGAAAAGCAAGAGCAGCAUAUUUACAACUGAACAACAUCUGGAACUCAAAGCAACUGUCAACCAACACCAAGGUCAGGAUUUUCAAUACAAAUGUCAAGACAGUUCUACUGUAUGGGGCGAAAACCUGGAGAACUACGAAAGCCAUCAUCCGUAAGAUACAAGUAUGUAUUAACAAUUGUGUACGCGAAAUAUUUCGGAUCCGUUGGCCGGACACUAUCAACAACAACCUAUUUUUGGAGAAAGCAAAUCAUAUCCUGGCGGAGGAAGAAAUCAGGUAGAAGCCCUGCAAGUAUAUAGGACACACUGAGUAGAGCACCCAACUGCGUCACAAGACAAGCCCUCACAUGGAAUCCUCAAGGUCACAGGUGGAGAUAGGGAAUAACAAAAAAGACAAUAAUUCGAGAAAUCGACACAGACAUGAGAAAAAUGAACAAAACUUGGAUGGGACUAGUAAAUAAAUCCCAUGAAAUACUGAGUUGGAGGAUGAAGGUCAGCAGCCCAUGCUCCAUUGGGAGUAACAGGCGAAAGUAAGUAACAAAAACGCGGCAAAUCCGGUAACCUAUACAAUGCACAAAGUAUUUGUCGGUAGGAUUAGUAGGAAUGACAUUAUUUUGAGGACUGGGACGUUUUACUAACGGCGUUUGAGAGUGAAUUUAUAAACUCCGAAUAGAAAUACCCUGGUACGGUUGAGGGUGGGGAGUCCGCCCUAACAUGGUCGCACGUAUACAGCCACUCACGGGGAAAUCCUACUCACUGACACCUCGCGGCGGGGGUAUUGUUUACGAAAGUGAAAGGAAAAAAGGCGAAUGCUCGGCGCUUUAACCAAGUUGGUGAAUAUGGAGAAUCCACCCAGUGGACGAAAACUGAACCUUGCGAAUAUAGUUCAGAAAGAGACCGAAACAAAAGAAAUAAAAACUAUAACCUCAAAGGAUUUAUUCCGGAGAAUCUUUUCAUGGCUCCGAUACAUUUACAAAAAAUUUAAGGUGUCACCAAAUAUCCUUAUCAAUAGACUUAUCUAUUUGCUCUACUAUAUAAGAUAAAUGGAAGGUGAAGAUAAUAGAAAAUAUAGACAAUCACCAUUCUAAAUGAUGCAAGUAGACUAGCUGACCGGCUAUUUUUCAUCUGAAACACGGUACCUAACUUUGAACUUAAUAGUGGUUUGAUUCAAUAUAAAAUUGGGAAGCCUUAUUAAAAAUGCUUUGAAAGUAUUCAGUUGGCCAUCUCUGUCCUACACUUUCAGUGAGACAGAAACUUUGUAACUGUGUUAUACAUCCAUAAAAGCAAACGAUUCUCCUUAAUGAUUAGAUUUACCUACAAAGCAUUGGUAAAAUAUUUAUGUUAACGUAGGAUGGUAUUCUGAAUCGAUUUUAAAAACUCCGAAUGCUCUGGUAAGGCGGAGGGUAAGGAGAGUCAGUUCUCUCUCUCGAAAUGCUUCCACAUGGUCACGCGCAUACGGCCAUUAACAAGGAAGUCCUACCCAAUGGCUUCUCGCACCAGGGGGGUUGUUUACAAAAUUGAGAGGACGAAAAAAGAAUGUCCGGCGAUUGGACCGAGUUGGUGGAUAUGGAAAGUUCAACUGGGGAGUCGGGAAACCCUGGUUCAAAACCAAUGGUGCACCCGGGUUCCAGGAUCCUGAAGAAACAAAUGGCGUAUGAACCAGUGGAUGUUCACAGGCUACCAUGGGACGGCAUCUCCUUACGUCGCUUCACUGCUUUAUUAAUCAGACCUUUAAGUUGAGGGCUUGUAGUGUGCCCCCAAGAAAACAACACGCUUCGGUCUGGGCACACGAACAGUAUGACAGCCCACACACAAACCAAGGGAAUUAUUUGGCGCGUAUGUAUUCGGUGCCGUUUUGUAUCAAUAUUUGUGUUCAAAUAAAUAGAUAAUUUGAACGGAUUUAUGAAAUCCAAAGCAACUACUGUCUUAUGGUGCCUUCAUAUAAACCAUUCUUUUCUAGUAAUCAGUCUGGAUGUCCAAAGAAUUUGACGUAAAAACCCAUGGGAUUAAAAAUUUGUUUUGGAUACAGAACUCACCACCAUACACCCUAUCUAGGUAAAAAGCUUGCUAAUCUCAGUGUUGC
This is a messenger RNA of Schistosoma haematobium, 6111 nucleotides long. RefSeq lists its product as uncharacterized. Gene Ontology annotation, molecular function: protein-folding chaperone binding; ATPase inhibitor activity. NCBI's taxonomy places the organism in Eukaryota, Metazoa, Platyhelminthes, Trematoda, Strigeidida, Schistosomatidae. Bases 153 to 3368 code for a protein of 1071 amino acids. The transcript has 13 exons. Gene Ontology annotation, cellular component: cytoplasm. The record is from RefSeq and is a predicted model, not a curated record.